UUCAAGUUGAGAAGAUUAUGUAAUACCACUCCCAGGACUCUAGAUUUUCAGUCUCAUUCCUUCAGUUCUUGAUGUAUUAAGCUCAUUAUGGCAUUAACACGCUCUUUGAUUCGAAUUUCAAGUAUUGGUAGCCGUGCUUUGGUCCAGGAAAGCUCAGUUUUUCGUUUAUCAAGAGUUAUUUGUGGCUGCCCAGCUUCAAAACUGGAGUCAAAUCUAUCAACUACAAGUACUUGUUGGACUGRGUUUCGUCAAAUUCACGAAGAUAGACCGAAGGUAGACCCAAAAGUACCAAUAUCAGAUGAUUUAGGAACGAAGAAACAGGAAAAGGAGAAUGAGGCAAACGAGGAAUUAAAUCUAACUCAAGUCCAAAGGCUGAAGAAAGUGUUUGCUGAGUAUGGGUCUACAGCUGUAGUAUUCCAUGUUUGUAUAUCUCUCACCUCCCUGGGGAUAUGCUAUACAGCUGUUAAAAGUGGUCUAGAUGUUCCUGCGAUGCUACAGAAAAUUGGUCUGAGCCAAGGAAUUGUAGAUUCUGCUGUAACAAAGGGAGCCAGUACCUUUGUUAUUGCUUACGCAUGCCAUAAAGUAUUUGCUCCUGCCAGGAUGUUCAUGACAAUAACAUGCACACCUCUCAUCGUCAGAAGGCUACGCAUAAUGGGUAUUCUCAAAGCUCCUAUUAAGCCAACCUCGUAGAUUUGUGCAUCAAAGCAAGGACCCUCUUAUUCUGAGCUCCUCCUAUAUCAGGACAUAAAACCCUUCCAAUAACUCAGGUCUAAAGUAAAUAUUUUCAUAUAAUUUUGAAACUAGUUAAAGUGAUCAUGAAGUCAUUAAACCCAUAUAAAAUAGAUAUUAGACUAAUACACUUUAGUAGACUAUGAUUUCAUUGUUUUCUUUUGUGUCUAUUUGACUAUUACACGUUGACUAGUAUUUUUUAUUUCACGGGUUAAAUGCCUUCACUCUACAUUCAUUCUCAGUAUAUAGCAAUUGAGCGCUAGCCCAAACUCUUGUUCUGUGGUGUUGUAGUAUUUGAAUAUUUAUAGUACACUCAACAAAAUUACUUGACUCUGAUUGGUCGAGAGGAGUACAAUUAUAGCGUUAAUUGUACUCCGUAGGAGUACCGAAUUAAGUCGCUAUGGCAACACGGCCAAAACAAUGUCAAAGCAAUUAUUUUAUAUCAUUUUGUACUUAAAAAACAUAUAAAUAAAAUUUUAUAGCCGUAGGAACUAAUCUUUUUCAUGCAUUUCAGUUGCGCGAUGGAGUGAAAAUUGGCUGCCAAAUAGACAAAGAUGAAAGGCGUCACUUCACAUUUUUUACUGAAAUUUUGUUGAGUGAACUAUAAACGAAAAAUCGCACGAUCUUCUUGUACAAGGUCGUGCGAUUUCCUAUGCUAACGGUAAUAUUUCGUAGAGCGUAAAAUUAGUACUCUUAAGAAUAAAAGACUUUCCUCAAUAGCUUGUUGAAAUCUUUGAUGUUUUGCUGAUUUUAGGAGGAUGACGAAUAACGAUAACUCCAUAAAAAUGCUCCAAACUUGCUUCAAAAUCAGCAAAACAUCAAAAGAUGCGACAAGCUAUCAAAGAAAGUUGUUUAAAAGUACUAAUUUUACACUCUAAAAUAUAUAUCCAUUAACAUUCAAUACCACCAACACCACAGAAUCGAACAAGAGAUUAGGCUGCCUGUAGGCUGACAAACGCAUGAAAACAAGGUCACCCAAUCAUCUUGCAAGGCUGCUAAUUCAAAAUUAAGGUGGAUAGACCCCUGGCCUUGCAUGUGACGUAAAAGCAGCUUGAUCUGCUGGGGGACAAAACAAAAUAAUAUCCUGAGAAUUGGAACCUAUUGUUUUGUCCCCCAGAUUGAACUGCAUUCCAAAGUGCUGCAAGGGGUCUAUAGUACGAAUUCAGGUCAAAACAAAAGGUCAAUUUCUAUACUUUUUCUCUAUAAACCCAUUUCGUCUGCUUUUAUAUCUUUUGUGAACUAAUGACUGGGUGACAUCGUUUUUGUGUACUAGUCAGCCAUUAUGAGAACUGUGUAUAUAGUGCAAUUCACCUUUUUGGCGCUAGCCGUCACGUGGUAUAAAUUGUGUUGGGUUGUGUUACAGUCACCAAAAAGUUCGGACAUUGUUCUCAGAUUUCUGUAGUCAAAGUACCGACUUUAAAUGAACCAUUUACUUGGUUUGUUGAGUUAGUUGUCUAAAUAUAAGUAAAACAUCAUUUUUCUAACUUGAUUGAAGCUUUUCAUAUUGCUGUUAAGAGAGCUAACUAAAGAAAUCUAUCUAAAUUUUCUCUUUAAACUCAGUGAAUUUGUAUGGGAAUCCAAGAACCAUGUCCAAACUUUUUGGUGACCAUAACACAAUCCAGCAAAGUGUUUAUGAUGUGACGGCUAUUGCCAAAAAGGUGAAUUCAGGCUCGGAAAACAACAAAACCAUCAUUUUUUUUCGAAAACAUUACUUGAAAACAAUCAUAUUAGCAGCACAAUUUCCAGCAGGUUUAUUUACAUCAUAAUAAUAAUUACAACAAUCCAUUUAAAAGUAUGUCUAGUUUUAUAAGCAACUUAUUUGAAAUAUACUAAUACACUAAUACUUGGAAAUUGAAAAUGGAAUGACUGCCUACACGAAAGUAUAUAAACAUUAUAGAAACAAUAAUUGUACGACUACUAGAUCGUAUAUAGUACUAUAUUGUAGACUGUAUACUAGAGUGAUUUUCAUUAACCCAUGAAACAAAGUGUACUAAUUAGAGUGUAAUAUAUAGUGAAAUAAACACAAUAGAAAGCGAAA
Molecule: messenger RNA, 2767 nt
Organism: Actinia tenebrosa (Australian red waratah sea anemone)
Lineage: Eukaryota; Metazoa; Cnidaria; Anthozoa; Actiniaria; Actiniidae
Product: mitochondrial inner membrane scaffold 2
Cellular component (GO): mitochondrion
Source: RefSeq, a predicted model, not a curated record